AUGGCAGCGAUGCGGAAGCAGCUGAUCGAGUACCUCGAGGCAAACAAGGGCUUCGAGGACUCCGAGGUCCUGUGCAAGGACAAAGGUUGGGACCACGAAGUGCUUGUGGGCGCCAUCAAGUCCUUGCAGUCUGAGGAGCAGGUCACCGCGGAGCCCAUCAAGCGCGAAGGCUGGAAGCUCACCGAGGAGGGCGUGCAGUACAUGGAGAAGGGAAGCCCGGAGUUCCAGGUUUUCAGCUUCAUCAAGUCGAGGGGCUCCGUGCCGAAUGCAGACGUCGAUGCCGCUCUUGGUGCCAUUGCCAAGAUCGGCCUCGGCACUUGCAUGAAGAACAAGUGGGUCUCCAUCGAUAAGGCCACCAAGGUCUGCACACCCUCCGUGGAUGCCGUGGAGGACGGUGUCCAGAAAGAGCUCUCGUCUUUGAGCACCUUAGACAAGGCGAAGCUGGACGCGCUGAAGAAGCGCAAGCUCAUAGCGCCAACGAGCCUGACGGCCUUCAAGGUCGAGAGGAGCGACAAGUUCUCAGCAGCGUCUCAGAAGGCAGUUGCCGACCUGACGGCCGAGAUGAUUCAGAAGGGCACGUGGAGCAGCACCACUUUCAAGCCCUUCAACCUAACAAAUGUCAGCGGUGUGCCUUGCACUGGUGGACACUUGCAUCCCCUCAACAAGGUAAAGACAGAGAUGCGCCAAAUUCUAAUGCAGAUGGGCUUCGAGGAGAUGACCACAAAUCAGUGGGUGGAGAGUUCCUUCUGGAACUUCGACGCUCUUUUCCAGCCACAGCAGCAUCCAGCGCGGGAUGCCCACGACACCUUUUUCAUGGAGGAGCCCAGCAGGGCGCAGGACAUCCCUGAAGAGUACCUUGCGAAAGUGAAGGAGAUGCAUGAGUGGAAGGGUGGCCAGGGAUCCAUCGGAUGGCGCUAUGACUGGAGCGAGGAGAAUUGGGCAGCAUCUGGUUGCGUGGUUUCUUUCCCAAAAGUGGGGGGGAGAUGCCGAAUCAAAUCUUGGGAUCUGCUAGAACUGUGGUACUAG
Symbiodinium necroappetens is the source of this 1026-nucleotide messenger RNA. The record is from the annotation of a GenBank genome assembly. NCBI's taxonomy places the organism in Eukaryota, Dinophyceae, Suessiales, Symbiodiniaceae.